AUGGCAUCCAGCCAACAGCUUGACAACAGCUCGAAAGGUAGAGUAGCAGUGUUAGGACUGGGUAUAUCAGGUAUCGUCCAGGUCAAAAACCUAGUGCAACAAGGUUUCCAAGUGGUUGGAUUUGAACGAAAUGAUUAUUAUGGUGGAUUAUGGAGGUAUACCGAGGAUAAGGAACAGAUCUCCGUUCUGAAGAACACGAUAGCUAAUACUUCCAAGUACUUUGGUCAUUACACGGACUUCCCAUUCAGCGAUAACGUCCUUACAUACCCUCGUGCAUCAGAUAUCUACUCUAACCUUCAAGAUUAUGUGGAUCAUUUUGACCUUCUCCAAUACAUGCGACUAGGUAUCACCGUCACCCUGUUAGAGCGAUCUCAGGAUGGUCAAGCAUGGAACAUUCAUUGCACCUCGGGUGGCAAAGAUAGGGUUGAAAGGUUCGAUAAGGUGGUGGUAUGUACUGGACCAUGGGAGAAGAGCUAUAAGCCCAGGUAUAAGGGAGAAGAGGAUUUCAAAGGGGAAUUCGUUCUGGGAAAGGAACACAAAGGCCCCGAGGAGUAUGCUGGCAAGAGGGUUGUGGUGGUCGGAAUGUCAUACACUGCUUGUGACACUGCUGUGGACUUGGUGGGAGUCGCCAAAGAGGUCUACAUGUCACAUCGAUCAGGUGUAAGGAUAUGUCCUCGUAUAGUCGUCGGAAAGGCAUUCGACACCAAAGUCACCCGUCAACUCAGCUCGCUCAUGACAUUCUUCGACAAGUACAUCCCGUGGUUGGGCGAUUACAUCCCCAACAAAGUGAUGGUCUCCAACAUGCUCAAGGUCUAUCCGAAUCUCAAACCCGAGUGGAAAUUGCUUCCUGCACCGGCAUUCAAAAACACCUGGGGAGUGAUUAACGAUCAUAUCAUUGAUAAAUUCACUUCUGGCGAGAUAAUCCCUUUGAACGGUAUAAAAUCAUUCACACCUGAUGGAAUCAUCACUGAGGAUUUUAAUGGUCAGGAAAUGCAUACUGAGGUGGAUGUGGUGAUAUUCUGUACCGGUGCAUACUUUGAUUAUUCGAAUCUAUCACCUGAAGCUAAUCCAACGAUUCAUCAACCGAAAGAAUGGGAAAAUUUAGAACAUUCAAAUGGAUUGCUAUAUCCUAGAUUAUAUCAAAACAUCUUUCAUCCUCAUUUCAUUGAUUCCCUAGCAUUUAUAGGUCCAUGUAAAGGAUUUAGUUUUGCCAUCCAUCCAAAUAGCGACCUCAUCUCUCAAGCGAUCUCUCAAGUUUUCGCUGGUAACCUCAAUUCCACAGACAAAUUGCCGCAAAGUAAAGAAGAAGUGGACGAAUGGUGUGAAGGUAAUUACCAAGCUAAUGUAAGAUUGGUAAAGCGUUGGAGGGCAUUCAGGACUGGACCGACUAUUGCGAGAGAUUUCGAAUCAUUCCUCAACGAUGUGGCCGGAACGAGCGUGAAUGAGUAUCUGGGAGGAUGGGGCUGGAAGGCAUGGAAGUUCUGA
Messenger RNA from Kwoniella mangroviensis CBS 8507, 1485 nucleotides. RefSeq lists its product as uncharacterized. The coding region runs from base 1 to 1485 and encodes 494 amino acids. The record is from RefSeq and is a predicted model, not a curated record. NCBI's taxonomy places the organism in Eukaryota, Fungi, Basidiomycota, Tremellomycetes, Tremellales, Cryptococcaceae. Gene Ontology annotation, molecular function: NADP binding; flavin adenine dinucleotide binding; N,N-dimethylaniline monooxygenase activity. The transcript is spliced from 7 exons.